AUGGCUCUUUUGAACAUCUCAACAAUCCUCGGACAUAAUGUGUGUCCAUCUUCUCAGUGCGGCAACGUGAGCGUGCAUUACCCUUUCAACCUUGAACACGAGACGCCUUCAGCUUCGAUCAAGUGCACCUAUUUCAAUCUGAUCUGCAACAAAACCUCAGGCACCACCAUUUUUCACCUCCCUCCAGCAGGACAUUUCUACGUUCAAAAAAUCAACUACACUCAACAAUACAUCCAACUCUACGAUCCUCGAAACUGCCUCACAAAGAGACUGUUCGACUUGAGCCUCCCCGUGCCUUCUCCUUUCAAGACUAACUAUGAAAACUACACUCUGUACGUAUGCCCUCCUGAUCUUGCUAUGGGCUCCAUUCUUUGCUUGAGCAACUCCACCAACAUAACAGUAGUUGCUAGUGGAUCCUUCAAGGAUGACAACAAGUGUGAGCCCACCCACUAUCGCCUUCUUCCAGUUCAUGAAGAUAAUGCUUUUUCCUUAACUUGGGAUUCUAAUGGUUGUGCAAACUGUGACGAUCAUGAUUCAGGUGGAUGGGGAGCAAAGAUAAUAGGCAAAAUAGUUACAGUGGCAUUGACUUUACCUGGCCUGAUUAUAAUGAGCUUAAGUUGUUGUUCCCUGUUUUGCUUUCACUUAUUGAGGUUGAUGAGAGGCAGAAAUGUUGUGGAAGCAGAGGCUGCAGAAGUACAUCUGCCCUCUUCCACGACAGGGCUCGACGAGUCCAAGAUUGUGGGAUGCACGGAACUAGUUAUUGUUAGUGAAGGUGAGCAAGGUUGUAAGAGUAAGAUGUGUUCGAUAUGCUUAGAGGCUUACUCUGAGAAGGAGAAGUGGCUGGGAAAGAAUGCUACUUGCCCUGUUUGCCGGACUUCUCUCCUUUAG
This is a messenger RNA of Salvia splendens (bonfire salvia), 888 nucleotides long. RefSeq names its product RING-H2 finger protein ATL22. Lineage: Eukaryota; Viridiplantae; Streptophyta; Magnoliopsida; Lamiales; Lamiaceae. Gene Ontology annotation, molecular function: polysaccharide binding. The transcript has 3 exons. The record is from RefSeq and is a predicted model, not a curated record. The coding region runs from base 1 to 888 and encodes 295 amino acids.